Messenger RNA from Capronia epimyces CBS 606.96, 303 nucleotides. RefSeq lists its product as uncharacterized. NCBI's taxonomy places the organism in Eukaryota, Fungi, Ascomycota, Eurotiomycetes, Chaetothyriales, Herpotrichiellaceae. The coding region runs from base 1 to 303 and encodes 100 amino acids. Gene Ontology annotation, biological process: mitochondrial respiratory chain complex IV assembly. The record is from RefSeq and is a predicted model, not a curated record. Gene Ontology annotation, cellular component: mitochondrion. The transcript has a single exon.
AUGGUCGACCGCCACACGCCGCUCGAGUGCCUUUCCCCUCCACUGCUCGAGACGCUUCCGGAACAAUGCCAGCAGUUGAAACGCGGGUUCCGCGACUGCAAGCGCGGAAUGGUCGACAUGAGGAAACGGUUUCGCGGCAACGCGCCCAUCUCGACGAGCGUCGAGCUCGAAGGCUCAGGAAAGAAGCCCGCUCAGCUAUAUGGCGGCAAACCGGCGUUCGAUGUUGUGGACGGCAUGAAGAAGGAGCAGAGGGGUGAGGUCCAGGGGCUCGGGUUCGACGAGAGCAAAACAAGAGGUCUAUGA